UUUUUUUAUUUUUUGACUUAAAGUUAUUAAGAAUAUUUUAAUGGGGAAUCGUGGUAUGGAAGAUUUGAUCCCUAUUGUUAACAAGCUUCAAGAUGCUUUUGCACAAAUUGGUAUAGAGUCACCAAUUGAUUUGCCACAGAUUGCAGUUGUUGGUGGACAAAGUGCAGGAAAAAGUAGUGUUCUUGAAAAUUUUGUAGGCCGUGAUUUCCUACCUCGUGGAUCAGGAAUUGUUACAAGAAGACCUUUAGUUUUGCAAUUAAGUUAUGGUAACACAGAAUAUGCUGAGUUUUUACAUUGCAAAAAUCAAAAGUUCACAGACUUUGAUGCUGUGAGAAAAGAAAUUGAAGUUGAAACAGACCGUAUAACAGGAAAAACAAAAAAUGUUUCACCAGUUCCAAUCAAUCUCAGGAUAUUUUCACCUCAUGUUUUGGACUUAACAUUAAUUGAUUUACCGGGUUUAACAAAAAUUGCAGUUGCUGGCCAACCUGCAGAUAUUGAAAAUCAAAUACGCGAUAUGGUUUACCAGUUUAUAAGCAAAGAAAAUUGCUUAAUAUUGGCUGUUUCACCAGCAAAUUCAGAUCUUGCAAAUUCAGAUGCUUUAAAAAUGGCAAAGGAAGUUGAUCCAUCAGGGGAAAGAACAAUUGGUGUUCUCACAAAGUUGGAUCUAAUGGAUGAAGGAACAGAUGCUAGAGAUAUUCUGGAGAACAAAGUUUACCCAUUGCGUCGUGGUUACAUUGGUAUAGUUAACAGAAGUCAAAAGGAUAUUGAUGGUAAAAAAGAUAUAAAAGCUGCCCAAGCUGCUGAGCGAAAGUUUUUCUUAUCUCACCCAGCUUACAGACAUAUUGCUGAUCGAAUGGGAACUGCUUUUCUUCAAAAAGCUCUUAAUCAGCAAUUAACAAAUCACAUAAGAGAGUGUAUCCCAAAUUUGCGCAACAAGUUGCAGUCACAAGUGCUCUCGAUGGAAAAAGAAGUUGAACAGUUCAAAAACUUUCGGCCAGAUGAUCCAACCAUGAAAACUAAAGCACUUAUGCAAAUGCUUCAGAAUUUCACGAUGGAUAUUGAAAAAGUUAUUGAAGGUGGAUCAGGAGAAGAUAUUGACACUGAACAUUUAUCUGGUGGUGCACGAAUUAACAGAGUAUUCCAUGAAAGAUUUCCAUUUGAACUUGUAAAACUACAGUAUGAUGAAAAGGGACUUCGCAAAAAAAUAGCAUUUGCUAUACGUAAUGUUCAUGGUGUUCGAUCAGGUUUAUUUACUCCUGAUAUGGCUUUUGAAUCUAUUGUUAAAGAGCAGAUUGAAAAACUAAAACCUCCAGCAAUUCAAUGUGUUGAUAUGGUUAUUGCUGAGUUAACCAACAUUAUUAGGAAUUGUACUAAAAAAAUGUCUAAAUACCCUUUGCUUCAAGAUGAAGUUGUGAAAAUCUGUAUGACGCAUAUCAGAUCAGCAGAACAGAAAGCAAAAGACCAGGUGAAAUUGUUGUUAGAUUUUGAGUUGUCAUAUAUAAACACUAAUCAUCCAGAUUUUAUUGGAUUUGCUGAAGCUCAAAACCGUGCAGCUGGUGAUACAGGUGCCCCUCAGCGUCAAAGAGUUACAAAUCAGGUUAUUCGAAAAGGCUGGCUGCUACUUGGUGGAGGAGGAUUUAUGAAAGCUUCUAAGGAAUACUGGUUUACGCUUUCUGCUGAAAAUCUUUCUUGGUAUAAAGAUGAAACAGAGAGAGAAUUAAAAUACCAACUUAGAAUGGAAAAUUUAAAAGUGAAAGAUCUUGAAUCAGGAUUCAUGUCCAAACGUGUUUACUUUGCAAUAUUUAAUCCAGAUACUAGAAAUUUAUUUAAAGAUUGCAAGCAAUUGGAACUAUCUGCUGAAAGUGCAGAAGUUGUAGAUGAGUGGAAAGCAUCCCUUUUACGAAUUGGUGUUUAUCCUGAACGUAAUGUAGCUGAUGAUAGCAUAGUUGAUAAAGGCGAACUUGGCUCAAUGGAUCCACUCAUGGAGCGUCAAGUAGAAACAAUUCGAAAUUUAGUUGAGUCAUAUAUGAAAAUAAUAACAAAAAAUAUUCAAGAUGUUAUACCGAAAGCCUGCAUGUUUUUAGUUGUCAAUGCUGCAAAGAUGUUUGUAUCACAAGAACUACUUGCCUAUUUAUAUGCCCAAGGAAAUACAAAUGAUUUGAUGCAUGAGAGUGAUGAAGAAGUGAAUCGCCGAAAUGAAAUGUUGCGCAUAUAUCAAGCUAGUAAAGAAGCUUUAAGAAUUAUUGGAGAUAUAAGUCAAUCAACAAUGUAUACACCCACGCCACCACCUGUUGAAAAUAAUAUGGAAGUCGAUUAUUCGACUAGUCAAUCAUCUGCUUACAAACCUUCUAUGCCGACCCGGCCAGUUUCAGUCUCUAAUGCUCCACGACCACAACCAGAUAACCCAUCUGUACCUAGGAGACCUGCGCCUACUCGUCCGGUACCUUCACAGCCACCUCAGCCACCUCAGCCAGCACGUCCUCCUCCUGUACCAAGUCGGCCAAGUUAGCAACACGUUCAACUUCAUGGAUUCUAAUUUUGUAUGCCUGUUAAUUACGCUUACGUUGUUGUAUAUAAAAUUUAGAGUUCUUUUAAUGCGUUUUAUGCGUUGUGUGAUGAAACAUUUUAUAAUAUAAAACAUAAAUAUUUUUUUUUAUAGAUUCACAUUAACAGUCACUAUUUAACAAAAAACUCAACAAAAUUAAAACCUUGCGUAAUAAUCUUGUGUAAAUUUUUUGAAUUUUUUAUAACAAUUUAGUCGUGAACACAAACAUGCAUUUGCAACAAGUAUCUUCGGUGCAUUUUUGUUUAAAUUUAAUAAUUUUAUUUUAAGUAAACUUAGUAGAAUGAUUUUUACUUCGACAGUCGAAUUAUGAUGUGAAUACUAAAAAUUUUGUAUAACGUAUAACUUUUUAUAUCAAUGUUUCAUUGUUUAUUUGUCAUGUAUAGUUCAAAUAAAGUUUCGUGCGAUGCACUAAA
Molecule: messenger RNA, 2979 nt
Organism: Hydra vulgaris (swiftwater hydra)
Lineage: Eukaryota; Metazoa; Cnidaria; Hydrozoa; Anthoathecata; Hydridae
Product: dynamin-1
Cellular component (GO): microtubule; cytoplasm; membrane
Molecular function (GO): GTPase activity; GTP binding; microtubule binding
Source: RefSeq, a predicted model, not a curated record